AAUACAGCAUCUAUAGGUAACAUUAAUGGCCUCUUUACAAGUUUCAAAUCUACUGUUAUCUUGCUCUUCAUCUUCUUCUUCACAUAAAAUUAAUGCUGCUAUAUCUGUUCCAAAACUUCCGAGAAUCCGAUUCUCACCUCUGAGAAAACCAAGGAGAGACUUGGUUGAGGAGCUGAAGGUGAGAGAUUAUGGAUACACAAACUCAAACCCAGUAGAAAGGAUUCUCCCUGGCACAACAAUACAAGAAGAAAACAGUUUUGAUGACUCUACAGUUAAUUCUACGGUGGUGAUUGCCCAACUCCACGCCAUUUUAGAGGCGGUUGCUGAUAGAGUUAAGAUGCACUACAACAUCGGCCAGCAACGGGACAACUGGAACACGCUUCUCCUCAACUCUAUCAACAUGAUUACUCUCACUGCUACCACCAUGGCUGGUGUUGCUGCAACUGGCGGCGCGGGUGUUUCGCUUCUGGCUUUGAAGUUAUCUUCCACGCUCUUGUUCUCCGCGGCCACAGGGAUGAUGGUUAUCGUGAACAAGAUCCAGCCGUCACAACUUGCUGAAGAACAACGUAACGCAACAAGAUUGUUCAAGCAGCUCCAGGGAGAAAUACAAACUCUACUUUCUCUGAGGGUGCCUGGCGAAGAAGAUGUGAAAGAUGCAAUUGAGAAAGUUUUAGCGCUAGACCAAGCCUACCCACUUCCCCUGCUAGGUAAAAUGAUUGAGAAGUUCCCUAAAACAUUUGAGCCAACUGUUUGGUGGCCAUUAAAUCAGUCUCAGAGAAACAACAAAGUAUACAAAAGAGACAUGAAGAUGGAGAGAAACGGAUGGAGCGAAGAUCUGGAAGGGGAAAUGAGAGAGAUUAUUCAAGUGUUGAAGAGAAAAGAUACAGAUGAUUACAUGAGACUAGGCAACUUGGUGUUGAAGAUAAACAAGAUUUUAGCCAUCUCAGGGCCAUUACUCACAAGCAUUGCAGCAGUUGGUUCAGCUUUCGUGGGGUCUCCUCACGGGUCAUGGGCUGCUGUUCUUGCGGUGGCUGCAGGUGCAUUAGCCACCACAGUAAACACUUUAGAACACGGUGCGCAAGUCGGUAUGGUAUUGGAGAUGUACAGAAACUGCGCUGGCUUCUUCACACUCUUGGAAGAAUCAAUCGAAUCCACUCUCAAUGAAAGUGAUGUAGAGAAAAGAGAAAAAGGAGGGAUGUUUGUACAAAACGUAGCUUUACAGUUGGGAAGAAGCACAUCACAGCUGAGAGAUCUUGCCGAAAAAUCAAUCUAUUCUCGCAGUAAUGGAGAAGAGAUUGACGAAUUUGCAAGCAAACUUUUCUGAUUUUGUACAAUAUGUACAUUUAUUCAUUGACUAAACGUAUUCUUUAAUUCGU
Molecule: messenger RNA, 1376 nt
Organism: Mangifera indica (mango)
Lineage: Eukaryota; Viridiplantae; Streptophyta; Magnoliopsida; Sapindales; Anacardiaceae
Product: probable F-box protein At4g22030
Exons: 1
Coding region: 26-1324 (432 amino acids)
Source: RefSeq, a predicted model, not a curated record